AUGGCGCCUCUCUUGCGCCCACGAAGACUCGAUGGCACAACAAAACCCAACACCGACGCUCUUGGUAUCUUCUAUGUCGUCGUUGCCAUAGUGUACACACUGAUACUGGGUGUGGAGCUCUUCUUCCUACAUCGACGUAGAGAAGCCUUUUGCCUGCAGAUAAGAAAUCUCAAGGUCGUCUUUGCAGCAGUGCUUAUGCUACAUAUUUAUCUCAUCCUCGUCCUGCUCGUUUACCCUUGGAAUGGCCUCUUUCCGUGCUCAGCCGAAUUCUGGAUUAUGUCAGUAUUUCUCCCGUCUGGCAUGGCAUUCUUCCAAGCCUGCAAUGCCAAAGUGCUCACAGCAUAUGAGAGCCAGCGUCGGAUGACACGCAACUUUCUGGAGGGUGCGCGCAGGAAGCGGAUAUCUUACACCCCUCUUGGCCUGUACGAAGCAUGGCGCGAUCUUGAUGCGGCAAAGAAAGUGUACUUUGGAACUCUGGUCGGAUUAGUGCUUUCGUUCCUACCAGCCAUCAUGUUGUUUUUCGGCUCCCGUCGUUUCCAUGAUGCCUACGGUUUCUUUGGUGUUCCGGCCAAUUACUUUGAGUGCCGCAGAGGAGGCGAGUGGAUCCCUUCAAUAUUUGUGCAGCUGUUCUGGACGAUGAUUGUUGGACCUUGGAUACUGUGGAAGAUCCGUAACAUCAAGGACGUUCACUCUUGGGCCUGGCAAACGAGACUCGCAAUCAUUGCCGGCCUUCCCGGGACGCCUCUUUGGAUCGCCUUCACGUACUCUGACAUGUCCAAAGUCCAGCACAUCAACAAAUUCUUCGCACCAGCUGGAUGGUUCAUACCGUCACUAGUAGUCUGCCAACAAGUUUUGAUCAUUAUACCACUCCGAGACGCAUUGAGGGCCCGCCCCAAUCGACGAGCAUCCAUAUCUGAAACUGACUCGCUUACCUCCAACCACUCGGUCAUGUCCGAAAAAUCGACUACUGUGGUUUUCACCAAGGAGAUGAGGUCCAAGACGUCGAUGCAGUCGCUAGAGUUCACUAUUCAGCAUAGUAUCGAACCUCUGAUUGCCUGGGCUGCUGCUCGUGAAUUCACCGCCGAGAACUGCAUCUUCCUGCGCGAGGUGCGCAGCUUCAAGAAGAAAUGGGGUGGCCUAAAGGUUGUCACCACUUCCCAACGGCGGCAGAUGUUCAACGAAGCGUCUUUGCUUUUCUACACGCUCGUCAACCCCUUCACUGCAGAGGCACCGAUCAACAUCGAAUACAAGGUUUUCAAGACACUACAGGUCAUGUUCGCAGACGUGGAAUUCGAUCCAUAUAUGCCACGCAGCCAGACACCUGAUGAUGUCAAGUCACCGGUCAUUCGAGAGAACGUCGUCUGCCCAUGGGAGGAUACCUUGAGCCGACCAGCGAGUAUCGACUCCAGCAUCACAUCCUCGUCAACGGCGAGCACACGGACGAUAGUCCCGAGCGAAUUCACGGAAGACGUCUUCGAUGCUGCUUUUGAAAGCAUCAAGUACCUUGUCUUCACCAAUACCUGGCCGCGCUAUGUGGAGCUCGCAGGCAAGCUCCCAUCGCCAUAA
This is a messenger RNA of Alternaria postmessia, 1566 nucleotides long. RefSeq lists its product as uncharacterized. Lineage: Eukaryota; Fungi; Ascomycota; Dothideomycetes; Pleosporales; Pleosporaceae. The record is from RefSeq and is a predicted model, not a curated record. The transcript is spliced from 6 exons. The coding region runs from base 1 to 1566 and encodes 521 amino acids.